UAUCCUCUUCAGCUUCUCAAUCUCUGCUCAUUCCUCCUUACACAGGUUUACCUGUCUUUGCCAAAAUGGCUGCACUCCUGAACAGCAUACUCACCGUGAUCAAGGUGUUCCAGAAAUAUGCUAAAGAGGAUGGGGACUGUGCUCUGCUGAGCAAGAAGGAGUUGAAGCAGCUGCUCUUGGCUGAGUUUGGAAACAUCCUCCGGAGACCAAAUGACCCAGAGACUGUGGAAACCAUCCUGAACCUCUUGGAUAGAGACAGAAAUGGACAUGUUGAUUUUAAUGAAUUUCUCUUGCUGGUGUUCCAGUUGGUCCAAGCUUGCUAUCAUAAGGAGGAAAAUAAGUCAUGUGGGAAUAGAACCUCCCAGCAAGAAGGAGAGCAGGAGGGAACACAAGACCAUAGCUUUCCAGGAAAUACAAGCAGACAACAUAGGCAGAGGCAUGAGAAAGAAAAGCAGGACUCCCACCAUGGUCAGUCUGAGAAAUGGGGUCAGGAUUCCCACCAUGGUCAGUCUGAGAAAUGGGGUCAGGAGUCUCACCAUGGUCAGACUGAGAGACGGGGUCAGGACUCCCACUAUGGUCAGACUGAGAGACAGGGUCAGGACUCCCACCAUGGUCAGACUGAGAGACAGGGUCAGGAGUCUCACCAUGGUCAGACUGAGAGACAGGGUCAGGACUCCCACCAUGGUCAGACUGAGAGAUGGGGUCAGGACUCCCACCAUGGUCAAUCUGAGAAACAGGGUCAGGAUUCCCACCAUGGUCAGUCUGAGAAAUGGGGUCAGGACUCCCACCAUGGUCAGACUGAGAGACGGGGUCAGGACUCCCACCAUGGUCAGACUGAGAGACGGGGUCAGGACUCCCACCAUGGUCAGACUGAGAGACGGGGUCAGGAGUCCCACCAUGGUCAGUCUGAGAAAUGGGGUCAGGAGUCUCACCAUGGUCAGACUGAGAGACAGGGUCAGGACUCCCACCAUGGUCAGACUGAGAGACAGGGUCAGUACUCCAGCUCUGAUCAAAAACUGAAUCAUAAAUCUAACAGUGACCAGAAUAAAAGAGAAGGAUAUUUAUUUGCUUUAAAUCAGUAUGAGACACAAGUUCAGGAUUCUCAUAAUGGCUGGUCUGAAAGGCUUGGACAACAACAAGGCCAGCCUAGAAGAUUUAGAGAGGAUUUGUGCUGUAGCCAAAGAAACCAAAAGGAAUCAGGCUCUUAUUAUGGGAAUUCUGCAAGCCUGGAUCAGGAAUCAGGCUAUCAUCAGAGAGACAGGCAAGACUUUGAUUCUCAACAUGGCCAGUCAGACAGACAAGGCCAGAGUUUCCACUAUGGACAGGCAGACAGACAAGGCCAGAGUUCCCACUAUGGACAGACAGAUAGACAAGGCCAGAGUUCCCACUAUAGACAGACAGGCAGACAAGGCCAGAUUUCCCACUAUGGUCAGGUAGACAGACAAGACCAGAGUUCCCACUAUGGUCAGACAGACAGACAAGGCCAGAGUUCCCACUAUGGACAGACAGGCAGACAAGGCCAGAGUUCCCACUAUGGUCAGACAGACAGACAAGACCUGAGUUCCCACUAUGGUCAGGCAGACAGACAGGGCCAGAGUUAUCAUUAUGGACAGGCAGGCAGACAAGGCCAGAGUUCCCACUAUGGUCAGGCAGACAGACAAGACCAGAGUUCCCACUAUGGUCAGGCAGACAGACAAGACCAGAGUUCCCACUAUGGUCAGGCAGACAGACAAGACCAGAGUUCCCACUAUGGUCAGGCAGACAGACAAAACCAGAGUUCCCACUAUGGACAGGCAGACAGACAAGGCCAGAGUUCCCAUUAUGGUCAGGAAGACAGACAAAACCAGAGUUUCCACUAUGGUCAGGCAGACAGACAAGGCCAGAGUUCCCAUUAUGAUCAGGCAGACAGACAAAACCAGAGUUUCCACUAUGGUCAGGCAGACAGACAAAGCCAGAGUUCCCACUAUGGACAGGCAGGUAGACAAGGCCAGAGUUCCCACUAUGGACAGGCAGGCAGACAAGGCCAGAUUUCUCACUAUGGUCAGGUAGACAGACAAGGCCAGAGUUCCCACUAUGGUCAGGCAGAAAGGCAAGGCCUGAGCUCUCAGUGCAGUCAGUCAGAGCCUGGGGAAACUGGGCAAAAUAGAUGCUUCCAGGGGAAUGAGCGAACAAGCAGAGGCUCACAUGUUGAGCAAUCAGGAAGGUCAGGAAAACCCAGUCAACAGACUCAAGGACAAAAAGUGAACCAAAAUCAGGGACAGAGAUUUCAGUCUAGGGUAGAGCAACGGAACAGUCACCAGGCAUGGGAGCCUGAGGAGGAUAGCCAACACCACCAACACAAACUCAUGGCACCAAUUCAGCAAGAAAGGCCACACUCUCACAAAGGGAGUGAGAGGCAAUCACGCAGUAGUGAGCAGGGUCACAGAGAGGCCCAGACCAAGGAGAGUCAUGGUGAGGAGCAGAGCCACCAGGCAGAGGAAGAGAAGGAUCACCAAAUUGGGGGUAGAUGUGGUCGUGAGGGUGAGACACGGAAUAGGCAAACCCAUGAAGAGGAACAAAACCAUCAGACCCGGGGCAGGAAAACCCAUGAAGAUGAGCAGAAGCACCAGAGACGAGAUAAGCAACCUCAUGAAGAAGAUCAAAACCGUCAGCCACAACGGGAAAGGCAAACCCAUGAGAAGAAAGAAAGAGAUCAAGAGUCCCAGGAUCGACAAUCCCAUGGAACCCAGCGAGGCUAUGCUAACAGGGAAAAUUACUGCAUGAAUGAGGAUGACCAGAGCCAAGGCUCCCAGGGAAGACACGGUAGCCUGGCCUUCCAUCCAACCCAGAGCCAUGGGAGGCCCCAAAGAAGAGAAGAAGGUGGAAGUCACCCUACCAAGGCAGUGAUUACUCCCAAUCCCCUCUAUGAUUAUCUACAAGAGCAGAGAGAGCAGUGGAACUAGGCCUUAUUGCACAACAGAGCUACUGUCAAAGAAGAAAUCUACGUGUCAAGUUCAUAUUUACUUCUAAGAGAUUGAAAAUGUAUGUCUUCCUUCUCUCCUCUACUUACUAUCUACUUUCAAGGAUGCUUUUUGAGGACUAGCAUUUACUUCUAGGGCAUUUCGGUUCUUUGAGCAGCAAAUCCAGGGUGUGCUGGCCGGUUGAAAUCUGAGUGGUAAAUUGGGUGAAAUAAUCAGAUCCCAAUUUUGAUUAGUUUGGGGAUUUAAAUCAUUUCCUAGUUUGCCUUCCUUGUAACUAGGGUAUGGUUGGGUCACUGAAAAGUAGAAACUUCUCCCAAAAUUCAGAAACAGGAAAGGUAUUCUGAAGAUAUGCACCACAAACUGAGAGGAGGAUAUCUGGGCUUUAGUGAGUUUUGGCUCCUGUGGAUGAAACAUCAGGAAUUUCAAGCCUCAUAGUCUACACUUGAACCUCAGUGAGAGGCUGCUAGGAGAGUCAGAGACCACAAAGGACAUCUCUGAUUCACAACACCUCCAGCGCCCAGGCUCCUACCCUUCAUCAGAGGGACUGUCCUGGCUCCUAGCGCUAAAGCUGACUAGACUGGCUUUAGCUCAAUACCAUUCUAGUUUCUGAUCAUAUUAAAUAGAAAGGAAGCAUAUGUCAUCUGUUUUCAGAUCCUAGUCAAUCAAAAUUGUUGACCCAAAGAUACUGGGGCCUGAAAACCAUUCACAAGAAAAUCUAUGGAAUUGUAUUUAAAUGCCCAAUAAAUAAUUGAUGAGCAAUGAC
Molecule: messenger RNA, 3723 nt
Organism: Pipistrellus kuhlii (Kuhl's pipistrelle)
Lineage: Eukaryota; Metazoa; Chordata; Mammalia; Chiroptera; Vespertilionidae
Gene: RPTN
Product: repetin
Exons: 5
Coding region: 66-2942 (958 amino acids)
Cellular component (GO): cornified envelope
Molecular function (GO): transition metal ion binding; calcium ion binding
Source: RefSeq, a predicted model, not a curated record